AUGAGCUGGCCGCGGCGUGGGGUGGCGCGGGGCGGGGGCGAGCUCGUGGCGGGGCUGGCCGAGGCGGGGGCAGGCCGGGCGAGGGCUGGCCGGGGCGGGGCGAGGGGAGGCCGGGUCGAGCUCACCGGGGCAGGGGGAAGCGGGUCGAGCUCGACGAGGCGGGGCCGGGCAGGGCGGGCGGCACCGGGGCAGGGGGCGGCGCGGGGCUGCACGAGCGCGGGCGGAGCGGAGCGGGCGCGCGGGGUUGCACGAGCGCGGGGCGGAACGGAGCCGAGGGGCGCGGGGUGGCGCCGAGCGGAGCUUGGCGGGCGCGGGGCGGCGCGCGGCAGGUCGGCGCGGGGCGGGGCUUGA
This is a messenger RNA of Lolium perenne, 351 nucleotides long. The record is from RefSeq and is a predicted model, not a curated record. NCBI's taxonomy places the organism in Eukaryota, Viridiplantae, Streptophyta, Magnoliopsida, Poales, Poaceae.